Messenger RNA from Leptidea sinapis, 4220 nucleotides. RefSeq names its product G-protein coupled receptor moody-like. Gene Ontology annotation, molecular function: G protein-coupled receptor activity. The transcript has 3 exons. Bases 184 to 1404 code for a protein of 406 amino acids. Lineage: Eukaryota; Metazoa; Arthropoda; Insecta; Lepidoptera; Pieridae. The record is from RefSeq and is a predicted model, not a curated record. Gene Ontology annotation, cellular component: membrane. Gene Ontology annotation, biological process: G protein-coupled receptor signaling pathway.
AACUGUAAGUAAUUUUAAUAUGUAGCAAUAACUUUUGUAACAGUGGUUAUAACAGCUCCAACUAGUAAUCAAAAAUCUGAGUCAUUAAAGGAAACAUUCUAGGAAAGAAUCACUGCAUUUAUGUUUACAAAACUCAUUUGUAAUGGAAUUACUGUGGAUGAAUGACGUGUGAAGUGAAACAAAAUGGCACAAAGUGAUCAUGCUUAUGUUAAUUUGAGUGCAGAAAAUCCGUUCGAGACAGAUUUGGGUGCGCUGCAGCUGUUUAAGGACUAUCCAGACGGAUUGCUGGGGUUUGCAUUUGCGUGUUGCAUUUUGUUCAUGUUGGUUGGAAUACCCGGGAAUCUCAUCACCAUCAUCGCAUUGGCGCGCUAUGAAAAGAUACGCAACGCAACAGCGAUAUUCAUUAUAAGCUUAUCCUUCUCCGAUCUUCUUCUUUGCUGCUUCAACCUGCCCCUCUCUGCGUCUACGUUUAUCCAUCGUUCUUGGGUCCACGGGCGAUUCCUCUGCAGGCUGUUUCCUCUGAUGAGGUACGCUCUCGUGGCAACCUCACUCUUCACUGUUAUGGCUAUCACUAUGAACAGAUAUGUGAUCAUCGCACACCCAAGGCUUUAUCCGAGGAUGUACAAACAAGGAAACAUAACGUUGAUGCUUGCAGCAAUUUGGUUGGCGUCUUUCGGAGUAUUAAUAGCGACCUGGUUCGACAAAUGGGGUCGCUUUGGUUUGGACGUAGAUAUUGGUUCCUGUUCUAUAAUACUAGAUAAAAACGGACGCUCGCCUAAAAAAAUACUCUUUAUGACUGCCUUUCUACUUCCCAGCAUCUCAAUACUCGUAUGUUACACCAGAAUCUUUUUCAUCGUGAGGAAAACUACAAAAAAUUCUGGCAAUUCAAAGAAAACUGGUAUUCAUAAUGCAAUAGCUAGUAUUUCAUCCGUUGAUUCUUCGGAUGGUUUAUCGUCCGUUAAAGUUUCUGGGCGGGAAAGUAGCAGAGAUAAUAUUGAUUCUCAAUAUGACGAUGAUGACUUUAGCAGAAACAAAAAUACAACAUUCCAAAUUCAAACUAAGGAAGAUAAAUUGACAGUGAACCAGGCAAUCAAACAUCAACCUUCACGCCUCAGAAGAACAGCGUUGAGGAAAUCUAUGGCACUCCUGAAAUUAUCACUACCAACACGAAAGGAUAAAAGGCUCGGAACUAUGAUCAUCGCCAUUAUAAUAUCUUUUUGUAUGUGUCAUUUACCAAUUACAAUAACGAAGAUGGCUAGAGAAAUAACACCCUUACCUGCAUUGAAUAUUGCUUCAUAUCUUUUAUUAUAUUUAUCAUCAUGUAUCAAUCCAGUUAUAUAUGUAGCUAUGUCAAAAGAAACUAGGAAAGCAUAUAUGCAUCUUUUUAAAUCUCGACGGAAAUAAAUAUUUAUUUCCGUUAAGUAUGCAAAAUUAUUCCAUUUAGGAUAGGUGCGUUAAUUGGAAAUAUAGGAAUUGGAAUUUCAUUACGUGCGGUAACAGGAUUUGCAAAUUAACUAUUUUACAAUAAACGGAACGUCGCUGUGCGAUCAAGUAAUAAAACAAUUGUGUUUUUCAUGUGCCAUCGACAUGAAUAAUAUUGAUAUUACUAGAAUAUUUAGGAUAAUUUUAAAUUAUUAUUUAAUAUGCAUACUCUAGAAACACGUUUACAUAAAUAUCUAUUUUGUAACAUUAAAGGUAGAUAUAAAGGGUGUUGAAGAGCCAAUGACAAGUAUAAUAUAUACUUUGCAUUUAUUUGUUGAUAUGACAUUGAAAUAUUAUUUUACUAACAUUUGUUAAUAAGUUGUCAAAAUAACAAAUAAUUUUGUAUGUCUGUAGUUGUAUACGAAUAAUAUAAUUAGGUAUAUCUUGUGAUAGAUUGAUAUUUAUCCUAUACGUGGUAAUUAAAAUAACUUUAAUAUAUUUAAUAGAGUCCUAAAUUGAAUGUAUGUAUUGUUUUAAAUAUUUUGGAGGUGAUGGAAUCACGUGUAUAGUAUGCAAUAAUAAUUAGUAAAUAUGUAACAUUCAUUGUUACAGAAAAACUAUUUUAAGUAUGUAUAUAAAAUACGUCAAACACUCGCUGCCUGCGGCUUCAUAAAAUAUCGUUGUAAUAAUGUUCAUAAAUAUGGGUUGGGAUACUUGUAUCCCAACCCAUAAAAAAUAAGAAAAUUUGUGUUUAUACAAUAAGUAAGAAAAUGUGGGCUCUUUUUUUGUUAGUGGCCUUUAAAAAAGGCACUUACAGCAUUUAUUUUGAUAUCUCGGGCAACUAGUGUUUGAUAUAUAAUUAUGUUAUAAAAAAUAUAUAGAUUUAACUACGACGUCAUACCGUAAAUGAAUAAAACAAAGUUUCGAAUCUGAUCUCAUCAUAAAAUGAUUGAUGGUAAUUUAAACUACUUUUUGAAUAUUUAAAAAGCAUAUAAUUUUAACAUUAAUUUAAUUUCUUUGUAGUACCAUUGUAGUCUAUAUACCCACGAAUAAAUGGAAAGUCGUAUUUUGUGUUCGGUUAUACUGCUAAAAGUACUGAAGCGUUCGGAAUGAAACUUAUACAAUAAGAUGCAUCGUGUUUCGGAGAUGGUUUUAGUAUAUAAUAUUUUGGUGGUUACUUAUCUGGAACAUAUAUUUUUUUGACAUAAAAAUACCAAUAUUAUAUAAGCAAUACCACGGACUAGUAAAAAAAUAAGGACUCCGUGUCACCUUACAUAACAGUGUAGCACCAAAACAAGCCGAUUAACGUGUAAAUACAACAGCCCCACGCACACACUUACACUACUACAGGCCGAUAGGCGGCCAUUAUGAGAGUUGUCAUCGUCUGUGACAGAUCAGUUUGCGUCUCAAUAAAAUAUUUUAAAAAUGCCGUCGUGCGUUGUGAAAAAGUGUAAAAACGAUACUUUACAAGUAUUUGUGGCCAUAUAUGAUUAUUCAAGGGAGAAAAAAUAGUGUAAUUAUUAUCCCCCGUAACAGCACACACAGUAGCAUAACGGUGCUUCACUUGUUAAUAUCACGGCGCCGAGUCCUUCUUUUUUUACUCGUCCGUGAAGCAAUACAUUUAUUUUUUCAUAUCCGUGAACUAUACGAAUAAGUGAUUUUGAUUUGAUUUGCAAAAUUCUGCCGAUAACAUUUCAUUAUACAUGACAAUUCAUACAAUGAGCGGGCACGGGGUUUUGUUCAGCACUUGUUAUAUAAUAGCUAAUCUUCUUUUAAAAGAAAGCUGGACGGUUAUGUGGGUCUUCUGGUGUUGCAAUGGAGUGUAGCCAGGGAUGAUCACCUACUGAAUCAGAUGAAACCAGAUGCUCGUUCUCCUUAUAAAAAAAAACGAUGAUUGAUGAAUGAUCACGAUUAUGAUAAAUUAAAACUCCUUCAUGUCGUGAAGCAGUAAUGUGUAAGCAUUACUGUGUUUCGGGCUGAAGGGCGCCGUAGCUAGUGAAAUUAUUGGGCAAAUGAGACUUAAUAUCUUAUGUCUCAAGGUGACGAGCGCAGUUAUAGUGCCGCUCAGAAUUUUUGGGGUUUUUCAAGAAUCAUGAGCGGCACUGGCAGGGCAGGGCGUAUCAAUUACCAUCGAACGCCCUGCUCGUCUCGUCCCUUAUUUUCAUAAAAAAAAUGUCCUUAACUUUACUUAUUUACAUUUACGUUAUUUAAAUAUAUAUACUACAACUUAAUGUCAAAAUUUAAUUCCUUACGUACUAAGUCUCUAAUUCAAAUUCAAAUUCAAAUAUUUUUAUUCAAAAUAGGAUUUAUAAUCACUUAUUGAACGUCAAAAUCUACCACCCAUUCAAAAGAGACUGCCUCAGACCUGAGAAGAAUGGGCGCAAGAAACUAAUGCCCUAACCAUUAAGUAAAAUUUACUAAACCCACUUUCAACCAUACUUUCUAAACUAAAGAAUUAAGAUGGUCAUUUGAGAUCUGGUGUUAUGAUACACACAUUUUGAUCUUCAAUAAUAUUACAUAAUUUGAUGCUAUCAUAUUUCAAUUACCGAUUGUCUGUUAGUUCUAUCACCUCUUAUUUAUCUUUCCAUUAUUACAUCAAAUGAUGCCCAGGUAAUUGAAUACUUCCUAUUAGACAAGCACUACUACUCACGUUUAUUGGAAGGUAUUCAUUUCAAGCUACCCACUAAGCCCAAGUGCUCAGAAUAAAUAGUAAUGAAAACAUAGCAUAGGAGUUAUAAAAUUGUUUUUCAUCAUCGAAAUAAAGAUGUAAGGACUCACUUAAUUAAUUUAUAAUAUAU